CGCACUUUACCUGGCUGCUGCGAGUUGGUUCCUCCCGGGGGAGGUCCGAGCUGAAAUACCUAUUGAGCAGGAAAGCGGCCAGUUGAAACGUAGGAAGCGGCCGUAAUUGGGAACUGAAGGAGAGAGAGGCACACAGUGUAAAAACCAUGUGCGGGCCCAAGGAAAUGGACUCUGCAAGGUUUGGGAAGUUUCUGAUGAAGCUUGGCCUGAUUUUGAUCGUCAUCGGACACCUCAAUUUCAUAAUUGGUGCCAUUGUACAUGGAUUGGUAUUGAGACACUUGGUUCAGCUGCAAGAUGCUGUGGCACUGCAAUAUUCUGUGGCCAAUAUCACUGCUGUAGUAUCGACGAUACUGAGUAUCACAUGUGGAAUAACUGCUAUUGUCCUGUCUAGGUACCUGGCACAUUUACCGCUGCGCUGGACAGUGUUGGUACUUGGUAUAAUUAAUGCGAUCCUUUCUGUGGCCUGUGUGGUGGACCUGGUUGUGUCUGUAAUCAUCACGGUGGGGAAUAAAGGUCGUACGCUGAUGUCAUCAUGUGCCUUUACCAACCUGGAACUAAUUCAGAUCUCAUAUGAGUGUCCCUUUGAUCCUACAAGAAUCUAUAGCACUACUCUUUGUCUGUGGGUGAUCUCCAUCCUACUGGAUGGUGCAGAAGUUGUGUUCAGCGUACGCUGCUUCCUUACUGUCUUCAAGUUGAUGGACAUUAGACUCUGCCGCAAGAGACAGGACACGUUUCAUAUUCACCAGAAGAAUGAUGCAGUUAUCACAGAACAGGAUGCUCAGAACGAAGAGGAUGAAUGCACUGUAAUGUUGUGAUAAGAGCUAGGCAAUGACACAAGCUGGGAACAUAUAUGCAGUUUUAGUAUUUAACUCAUGCACUAGAUGGUAGCCCAUCCAUCUCCAGUUUCCAGAGAACUUAAACUGCUUUAUUGUUCUUGCCAUCCAAAUAGAACAGCGGACUGCAGUCAUCGAGCAAAAGAAGUAAGCAGCAAGAUUUCUAGGCCAUGAGGAUAUUCUGUUCUUCACAUGAAAAGGUCCAGUCAAUAUAUUGAAUAUGUUCUUGCAUGAAAGCUGACACCACAGAUGAGGUGGAUGUGGCUGAGUUCCAGUCUGAAAACCAAAAAUUAAUUUUUGGGUCAAAUGCUAAUUUGCUAUCCUAAAUGCUCUCACACUACUAUAGAUCUAUAACUGUACAAUAAUAUGCUGUUGCCUGAAGAGAAGUAGGCAUGGUUUGCAACUCACAGGUGAUGAUAUCAUCUUUAGUUGUAUUUUUCUGAAGGGCACAUAAAUCUAGCAGCAAAUUAUUCAAAAGGCAUUCCACUAUGAUGUGAUGCUUUGCAGUGCAUUUAUGAUUUGUAGAAGAUUUGUCUCAGCUAAUGUACAUUUAGAGGGUUAAAUGUGCAUCAGGGGUGAGAUGUUAUUAGUCCGUUCAAGGUGUUACAGAAGACAAUACUCACACACUCUUGCAAGACUUUAUUUCUGUUAGAAAAUCAUAUAGCGUAGUGCUAAAUUCACUGCUGUGAUUGUUUCAAAGAGUGAUACUGCAAUAUAUAUUAUGCAGUAGCAUAAUACAGAAGAACAUUCAGUACAGGCUGUCAAUACAUACAGAGUAUUCAAUUAUAACUCCUCUAAACUCUAAUGAAGUCUUUGACCUGUAUCAUAACUCUACUGCUCAUAUAGGCUGGGUCCAUUUAAGAUUAUAGUUUGCACAGAAAUAGUACAGCAGAUUAGGCCCCCAAAAAAGUAUUAGCAGGGCUAGAGGCCAAUUUGAUGCCCAUGCAGACACAUUAACCAUGCAAUCAAUUACUGCACAUACCAUGAAAUUAGAACUGCAUCACUGUAUUUGCCAAAUACAGAAUUUCAUUCAGGCAUAUGUAUAUACUAAAUGAAAAUUCACAGUGGUUAAUAAACUUAUAAAUACAAAACUUAAAACAA
This is a messenger RNA of Xenopus laevis (African clawed frog), 1934 nucleotides long. RefSeq names its product transmembrane protein 54 L homeolog (gene tmem54.L). Gene Ontology annotation, cellular component: membrane. Lineage: Eukaryota; Metazoa; Chordata; Amphibia; Anura; Pipidae. The record is from RefSeq and is a predicted model, not a curated record. The transcript has 6 exons. Bases 147 to 815 code for a protein of 222 amino acids.